ACACACUAAUCGUUCAACGUCUUUAAUCAAGAGCCUGUAACAUUUUUUCACAGACUUGAUCACUUGAAACAGUACUAGUUAAAAGCACUAUGACAACUUCAAACAACAUCAGUAUCUUUGGGAUACACAGCGAUGCAGAGAGAUACACUUGGGCUGCGUACUGUCUCUUCGUUCUCCUGUCAUCCCUCAUUGGAGACACCCUCAUCCUCUAUGCAUCUACCCACAACGUAUUCAAACUUAAUAAGUUCAUAGUCAAAGUUAUCCAGCACAUCGCAGUAUGUGAUCUUGUGUAUGCAGUGACGGCAGUGUUUCCUGCAGCUACCUCGUUGAUCGCUAAUUCCUGGGUACUAGGGGAUGCUCUGUGUUAUGGUAGGGUCUAUACUAGCUACUACAUUUACACAGUAGGGAUGGCUCUUAUUGCUGUUCUGACAACCACCAAACUCCUGCUUCUUAAAUAUCCAGUUCGGUGUGCACAGUGGACUAAGAGGCUGGGACACAGAACAUGCAGCCUCAUUUAUAUAAUACCUCUCACUAUUCCGGCAGCCUUUCUUAUUGUGGAUAAAAAUGACAUUUCAUUUGAUUAUACAGCAUAUAACUGCCAACACAAAUACAAAGCAGACGUGUGGAGGAAGAUAAUGCCAAUUAUUGGUGUCAUCACUCUUUUUCUUCCAAAUAUUGUGAUUCUUGUCACAACAAUCCCCACCCUGAAGUACCUAGCAACCGCCUGGGAGUCCGCAAGACGUGUCCGAGGAAGUUUUCCUUUGCAGGGGACUUUAACUGUAGCGCUAACUGCUACUAUCUACUGCAUCGCAACUUUACCAGUGUUUGUUUUCUACAUUACCAAAGAAAAUCCUGAGCCAAGUCUAUCUCGAAUCCAAUUUCGCAGAAUAGCAAAUUUCAUGAGUAUGAUAAACAUAAUGUCUAAUUUUUACAUCUACUCUCUGACGAUCAAGAGUUUCAGAGACUUCCUCACUUCAAGGAUUUCCUCUAUUCUAUCAGCUUGUCUGCGAAUCAUGACAACUUCAGAUGAAGGCGACCAAGAAAGAAGAGGAGCAGACAGGAGCAUCACACAGAUAAACGAAACAUCGGUUUGAAUGGACACGAUAAACUCAGUGUAUCAUGUAAUGGAUAGCAAUAUUUUAUAUUUAAUUAACUUUGACUUAAUCAAGAUUAUCAAA
This is a messenger RNA of Bolinopsis microptera, 1178 nucleotides long. RefSeq names its product galanin receptor 2a-like. Lineage: Eukaryota; Metazoa; Ctenophora; Tentaculata; Lobata; Bolinopsidae. Gene Ontology annotation, biological process: neuropeptide signaling pathway. Gene Ontology annotation, cellular component: plasma membrane. The record is from RefSeq and is a predicted model, not a curated record. Gene Ontology annotation, molecular function: G protein-coupled peptide receptor activity. The transcript is spliced from 2 exons. The coding region runs from base 90 to 1094 and encodes 334 amino acids.